GAUUCUUGUCGCUAUCGUCACACUAUAUUCCAACCUCUCUUUGUCAUCCAUUGUUGGGUUCAUCAAUUUGGCACACUGCAUUGAAACAUAUCAUUAAUGUUGUACAUUGGAGGUUGACGUGGAGGUCUGGGACUACCCAAGGUUCUCUUCUGCGGACACUGCAUCAGUCUCCCUCCCUCCCUCCCUCUCUUGUGUUUCAACAAUGGGAUUCUUUGACUUGAACAUCCCCUACUUGGAAGGCACUGCCUCUGACAAAUCCAUGCCUGACAAAUUAGCCCGAAAAGCAGUUCGCCUAAAGCUCUGUACCAAAGCAAUGGAACUUGGCUACACUGGAGUUGCGUACAACCGAUGCAGCAGAGGUGUCAUGUCCAACUCUGACUGCUGCUCCAUCCCUCUCCUCUCUCUCUCCUCCCUCCUCAAGCUUGCCCCUUCUCUUGCCGCAUCUGUCAAGUUCCAUCGCCAACUCCUCGGCCUUCCCACCUCCACCCCCUUCCGCCAGUACACACGUUUGACCGUCUCUGUUGAGAGUUCUGCUCAGGCUGCGGUUCUCAACUCCAGCAAUUCCAUUCUCAAGACAUACGAUUUGGUUGCUGUUCGGCCGUUGAGCCAGAAUGCAUUUGAGCAUGCAUGUCUGGCUUCCGAGGUAGAUAUAAUUGCGAUUGAUUUCUCAGAGAAGCUGCCAUUUCGGCUGAAGCUUCCCUUGGUUAAAGCUGCAAUUAAGAGGGGAGUAUAUUUUGAAAUAACUUAUGCCAAUCUUAUUGGUGAUGUGCAAACAAGGAGGCAAGUGAUAUCCAAUGCCAAGUUACUGGUGGAUUGGACCCGAGGAAAGAAUGUCAUCUUCUCUAGUGCUGCACCUUCUGUAAAUGAACUUCGAGGUCCAUAUGAUGUUGCUAAUUUAUCAUCUUUGCUGGGUCUUUCCAUGGAACAUGCUAAAGCAGCUUUGUCAAAAAAUUGUAGAUCUCUUAUAGCUAAUGCUUUAAGGAAAAAGCAAUAUUACAAAGAGGCCAUCAGAGUUGAAUUAAUAUCAUCCGCUGAGCAAUCUGACUCAAAAGAACCCUCUUUUGGUGACUGGCUUAAAUGGGAUCCCAUCUCCAGUGGUGAAGGUGAUCUUCAAUUAGAUGAUAUUGCAAAGUUUUUCUCUGCUUCCAGUAAAGUAUCUAAAUCCAUGAAAGCUAUUGAUUUUGCUUCCGUUGUGGAUAGCCAGAAAUCACAUGGUUUACAAGUUAAGGAUGCGAUGCCUGGAGCUUUGCCUGUGUCACAGUCUCUGGGUAAUAAUAAAAGCCUAUUGUCUACUGCUGAGGAGUUGGACAAGUUCAGCGGAACUAAUGCAGUGUGUGAACAGUCAGAUCAGCUUAAUCUUCAACCUGAAAGAGACCAUGCGUCAUUAUUGAGCACUGUAUCAAGACAUCAAACAUAUGGCUUUGAUGAAUAUCAAAAGUCAUUUCUAUUCAGUAAUUCUCCCAAACUUCUCACUGAUGCUGUGCAAUUUUGUACCAAUUCUGUCAUCACCGUUGAUGAACCACACUAUUCAAAUGGGUUACAAGUACACACUGCACCAGUUGGAACAGAAUUGGAUGAUAUGCAAGGCAUCUCUAGUGAUAAAACAACUGUUGCUUUACCAGAUGGUACUGUAAUCACUCCUGCAUCACCAAGGGAUAUUGAGGUUGAUGCUGCAUGCAAUGCUGAUACUAAAACAUAUUUUUCCACUCCAUCAAUGGAUGGUAAUCUUUUGGCUUUUGAGGAUGAAGAAUUCAAGAAAUCAGAAAAUUUUUAUGUAGAUUCAAGUUCACAAAAUGUUGCAAUGGAUGAAGUUUUAACUGAAGCAGAUAAAAAUAAUCAAGCAGAUUUAUCUUUGGUUCCCCAUGAUUUACUUGUGCUUCAGAACCCUUUGGAAAGAGAACAACCUGCAGCCACCAGAGACAAUCAUGCAGUUCUACAGACUGGAGGAGUGUUGCUUAUGGAGUCUUGUGAUGAGAUGGAAGGUGACCCAUCUAUUGCAAAUCCCCAUUCUGCUAAGGUGCUAAAUACUGCAAACGAUAAUCCCACUUCGGAGAAACAUAUCUCAGGGAAAUGCAGGGUCAAACGAAGGACGCCUCAUCAAGCUGUUUUAUUUCCUUUCAGGCGUUUGUUGAAUCCUACACAGUUCAAGAAAAAAACUAGGAACUUAAAAAAUGGAAUGAUUAUGGGAUAGCUGAAAGAAUGCCCUCAAUUAUUUUGGUUGCUACGUUUUAGGGUUAUUGGGAAAAGUGAUUUUCAGUGUCUGGAGCUAAGAUCUGCCCUUAUUCUUUGCCUAAAAUUUAUAGGGCCAUCUCCAUUCUGUUUUACCUCAUGAAAUUUGUUUGGGUGUUUUUUUUUUUUUUUUAAAUAUAUUUUUUGAGAUGGGUAUAUAUAUAUAUAUAUAUUGUAAAGCCAGGCUUGCACUUUCAGACGCCAUAGCUUUGCAUGCAAUUGUGUUUUCUGAGAGCAUUGUUUAGUCCGUGAAUCCAACCUAAAGGAUAGCGAAGACUGGGAGUAGAUGAUGGAGGGGGUUGGCUUCUUUUAAUUAAUUUGCUUUUUUAUUUCGCAUUUAGAAUUCGUGUCAUUCUAGCGAUCAGAAGUGCAGAGGUGUUCCUGUUAGCAAUUUAUAAUGAAAAUUUCAGAACAAAUUGUCGAUCAAUGAAAACUUACGAGGACAACCAUUAUUCCGUUUGUCUUU
Molecule: messenger RNA, 2695 nt
Organism: Malania oleifera
Lineage: Eukaryota; Viridiplantae; Streptophyta; Magnoliopsida; Santalales; Ximeniaceae
Product: protein GAMETOPHYTE DEFECTIVE 1
Exons: 7
Coding region: 203-2191 (662 amino acids)
Biological process (GO): tRNA processing
Cellular component (GO): nucleolar ribonuclease P complex
Molecular function (GO): RNA binding
Source: RefSeq, a predicted model, not a curated record